Sesamum indicum (sesame) is the source of this 1421-nucleotide messenger RNA. RefSeq lists its product as uncharacterized. The record is from RefSeq and is a predicted model, not a curated record. NCBI's taxonomy places the organism in Eukaryota, Viridiplantae, Streptophyta, Magnoliopsida, Lamiales, Pedaliaceae.
UUUGGCUCAAAAUAUACGCGACAAUAGUAUACCUUGAAUUAUGUGACAACUCCGUAUCGUGGGGUUUUCGAAAUUUCUGUAGAACUCAAACCAAACCCCGAAUCAAGAAAAGUAGGAGGAGAGGAGAAGCGCAAGGAAGAAGAAGAUGAUAAAGGAGGAGAAAAUCACGCAUGACAUAAAAGACAGAGUUUCACAGAAACUGUCAAGAUUCUUUACUGCUACACCCUCUUCUCCAACGCCGGAUCAAGAAUCUGAGGCCAGGCCAUUUGCAGAACAUGCAAAGUCUCUGUCUUCUAUGGUGUCCCGACUCCCCUCAGCUAGUUUAGAUUGGUUGAGACAAAGUGCAAACUACAAUGGUGUCAAACCUAUUGGAUCACUUUCGUUGAAAUGGAGAAGUAAAAGUUUCUUGCGGAAAGAUAAACCCUUGUAUGGAUUUACAGAAUCUGGUCAUGAGCAUGAUGACCGAGCUAUGAUUAAGUCUCAUGAAGAAAAUGGAGAGCCUGACACUACAGAGAGCCCAAGUCAGAAUUACAAAUCAUCCAAUAGCCAUCAGGAAAGUCAAGAACCUGGCUCUGGGAGAAGCACUAGUAGCAUUGGCAAUAUAGCAUCUAUUCCACAUAGUUUUAGCCAGUCCAUGCCUUGCCUCCGCGAUGAAUCUCUUUUCAUUUCUCCAGAGUUAUAUCAGUUUCUGAAGCCAUCCCUUCCUAAUAUUGUGAAAGGUUGCCAAUGGGUAUUGUUGUACAGUUCAAUAAGACAUGGUAUAUCAUUACGCACGCUCAUCCGGCAGAGCGCUGAUCUUCCUGGUCCUUGUCUUUUGAUUACUGGUGAUAUGCAAGGUGCUGUAUUUGGUGGUUUGCUUGAUUGUCCCCUUAAGCCUACUGCAGUAUGGAAAUAUCAAGGAACAAAUCAAACUUUUGUUUUCACAACCAUAUGUGGUGAACCAAGACUAUUCAAAGCAACUGGUGCCAACAGAUACUUCUAUAUGUGCUUGAACAACUUGCUUGCUUUCGGAGGAGGUGCAAACUUUGCUUUAUGUUUGAAUGAAGACCUAUUAUCUGGGACCAGUGGACCGUCUGAAACAUUUGGCAACUCGUGUUUGGCUCAUGUUCAAGAGUUUGAAUUAAAGAAUGUAGAGCUUUGGGGUUUCGCACACGCUUCCCAGUACCAUACCUGAAGCAAGACUUCAUCUUUAGGAUUUAAUUUGCCAUAUGCUGAUAAUAUUGAUUGGUCCAAUUCUUUCAUUUUUCAUUGUUAGUGUGAAGUUUGAAGGUAGUGCCCUCUUUUCUUUAUAGAGGGGAAUCCAUCGUGUGUGUGUAGCGAUAUCGCUUCAAUUGAAUUGUAAAACUUAACCUUGGUAUUUAGUGUGUAAAAUACAGGAAAUUUGUCGUCAAAUUUAACUUAAGAUGCGAGAAAAGAAUGGU